AUGUGUGUCGACUGCCGCGCCAUCAAUAACAUCACUGUAAAGUAUCGACACCCUAUUCCUAGACUUGAUGACAUGUUAGAUGAGUUACAUGGCUCUUGCAUCUUCUCUAAGAUUGAUCUUAAGAGUGGUUAUCACCAAAUCCGGAUGAAGGAAGGUGAUGAGUGGAAAACCGCCUUUAAAACCAAGCAUGGUCUAUAUGAGUGGCUUGUGAUGCCAUUUGGCUUGACCAAUGCGCCAAGUUUUGUGGUGAGUGCAGAUGGCGUACAGGUUGAUGAAGAGAAGGUCGCAGCUAUCCGGGAUUGGCCUAGUCCUAAGACCGUUGGAGAGGUCAGAGCUUUCAUGGCUUGGCCGGAUUCUAUCGGCGGAAUCGGAAUAGGAGCUGUUCUCAUGCAAGACAAGAAGCCGAUUGCCUACUUCACAUUACUUAUGGCCCAAGGAGUUUGUUAUCACACUGAUCAUGAAUCACUCAAGCACUUCAAAGGCCAACAGAAGCUCAACAAGAGGCAUGCUCGCUGGGCCGAGUUCAUAGAAACCUUUCCCUAUGUGAUCAAGUACAAGAAAGGUAAGGACAAUGUCGUGGCCGACGCAUUGUCUAGACGGUAUACACUUCUCUCUACUCUUGAUGCCAAACUCUUAGGCUUUGAGCAAAUUAAAGAACUAUAUGCUUCUGAUGCUGAUUUUUCUGAUAUUUAUCAAGCUUGUUCUAAGUUUGCUUCUGGUCGAUAUGUGAGACAGGAUGGGUUUCUCUUUUAUGAGAACCGCCUUUGUGUGCCUAAUUGUUCUUUGAGGGACUUGUUUGUCAGGGAAGCACAUGGAGGAGGACUUAUGGGACAUUUUGGAGUUGCCAAGACUAUACAGAUCAUGAGAGAUCAUUUCCAUUGGCCACAUAUGAUUAGAGAUGUGGAGCGCAUAUGUGCUCGCUGCACCACUUGUAAGUUGGCCAAAUCCAAGGUCCAACCCCACGGUUUGUAUACUCCUCUCCCUAUUCCAUCACAACCUUGGACUGAUGUUUCCAUGGACUUUGUUCUUGGUUUACCCAGAACUAGACAUGGAAAGGAUUCCAUUUUGUGA
Microthlaspi erraticum is the source of this 1071-nucleotide messenger RNA. The record is from the annotation of a GenBank genome assembly. NCBI's taxonomy places the organism in Eukaryota, Viridiplantae, Streptophyta, Magnoliopsida, Brassicales, Brassicaceae.